AACACUUAAAAUUAAAAAAGAAUUAAAUUAAACUAGAAUGGGUUUGCAUGUAAAUUAAAUAUCACAAUUAAAACUUACAUUUUAGAAUAAUUGGUCAUUUUUAUGAUACUGAGGCUUGAAUUGUUGAUGAAAUUUCGAAAAUAACUAGGGAAGAUGAAGGCUUUUUUUUAUGAAAGAGUUAUUUGAAUUUUUUGGUAAACAGAGAAAAUGGUUUGAAGAGAGAGAGUGAGUUUCUAGAGAGAGAAAAUGAUUAUUUUGGGAAAUAAUUUUGCUCAAUAUUUUAUCAAUAAAUGUGGCCGAUGGAGGAUUUUUUUUCCGAAAUUAUAUGCAUUGUGGACAGAUUUUCUCACUUCUUUUUAUCAACCCUUCAUGUUCUUUAAUAUAGUGAACAAUGUUCAUUUCGUGUUUUUUAGAGAGUUCCCGCGCUUCAUAUUUUGCGGGAUAUUGUUUUUGUCCAGGUACAUGGUACACCUAGAUACACAGAUCACCGAUUAUUCCAAAAUAUUAGAAAUCUAAAUUGAAACCUAUUGCAAUAAGUUCUCGUUCUUACUAACCAAACAAACAAACAAACAAUCAACCGGCUAGAGUUUCUGGCUCGAUUCCAAACACCAAUGAGCCCGACCUACCUACACCGAAAACAAACCCAAGUACGUGGAAACAAAACCCACCUUCUCUAUUCGCCACGUCAUUUCUCUCUUCCUCUUUUCCAUUUUCAACUACUUUUCUUUCCUUUCACCAUUUUUCAUUUUUCAUUUUUCUCCCCAAAAAACAAACAAACAAGCAAUCUUCAUUAUUUUACAAAUUUCAUUUCAUUCCUUCCUGUUAAUUUCCACUGUUUUCCAGAAAUUCAAAGCAUUAGCAAUCAUGAAUAUCUUCAGAUUUGCCGGUGAUAUGACUCAUUUAAUCAGUAUUAUAGUCUUACUUCUCAAAAUUUAUGCUACUAAAUCAUGCUCAGGCAUUUCACUGAAGACGCAAGAGCUGUAUGCGCUGGUAUUUUUGGCUCGCUACCUUGAUUUGUUCACAGAUUUCAUAUCUGUCUAUAACACUAUGAUGAAGGUUGUGUUCAUUGUUAGCUCCUUGUCUAUUGUUUGGUCUAUGAGGUUGCACCCUGUCAUCAAGCGUUCAUAUGACAAAGAGCUUGACACAUUUCGUUAUUAUCUUCUCGUCCUUGGGAGCUUUGUGUUGGCGCUGUUAAUUCACGAGAAGUUCACCGUGCAAGAGGUUUUCUGGGCAUUUUCUAUAUACUUGGAAGCUGUUGCUAUUCUUCCCCAGCUUUUCCUGCUACAAAGAAGUGGAAACGUUGACAACUUGGCAGCUCAAUAUGUUUUCUUUCUUGGGGCAUACAGGGCGUUCUACAUUUUCAACUGGAUUUAUCGCUACUUCACAAAACCAUAUUUCACUCGAUGGAUAGCUUGCGUCUCUGGCCUUGUUCAGACUGCCCUUUAUGCAGAUUUCUUUUAUUACUACUUUAUCAGCUGGAAAAACAAUUCGAAUCUUAAGUUGCCAGCUUGAGCCCAUAAUGCUGAAAAGAACAGAUAUUAAUGUUGAAGACUGGUCUGUUAACACCUUUGGCAUGAUUGACAGUCGAGGUUUUGUGAUUUUGGUUCCAGUCCCAUGAUGCCAUUCCUGUUGGUAUUGGACACUGAUGAGUUUAGGUGGUCUUGUAUAGGGAGCUCUUUUCCUUAACACUGAUCAGAUUAAACUCAAUUUGAUGUGUCUUAUAUAAAGCAUCUUUACACGUGUAAAAAUUAGGAUGUUACAUCAUAAAUUGGAUGCCAAGUGGAGAUAUGGAGAUGUUUGUUAGUUGCACAUUUAAGGAUCUAGGUUAUACACAUUCUAUGAAAUUUGCAGAACUUCAAAUCUUCAA
This is a messenger RNA of Chenopodium quinoa (quinoa), 1867 nucleotides long. Its product is annotated as ER lumen protein-retaining receptor A-like. Gene Ontology annotation, biological process: endoplasmic reticulum to Golgi vesicle-mediated transport; protein retention in ER lumen. Gene Ontology annotation, cellular component: cis-Golgi network; membrane; endoplasmic reticulum. Gene Ontology annotation, molecular function: ER lumen protein retrieval receptor activity. Bases 865 to 1512 code for a protein of 215 amino acids. The transcript is spliced from 6 exons. The record is from RefSeq and is a predicted model, not a curated record. NCBI's taxonomy places the organism in Eukaryota, Viridiplantae, Streptophyta, Magnoliopsida, Caryophyllales, Amaranthaceae.